This is a messenger RNA of Hevea brasiliensis (rubber tree), 2455 nucleotides long. RefSeq names its product L-type lectin-domain containing receptor kinase IX.1. Gene Ontology annotation, molecular function: ATP binding; protein kinase activity; carbohydrate binding. The record is from RefSeq and is a predicted model, not a curated record. Gene Ontology annotation, biological process: protein phosphorylation. The transcript has a single exon. Gene Ontology annotation, cellular component: plasma membrane. The coding region runs from base 120 to 2234 and encodes 704 amino acids. Lineage: Eukaryota; Viridiplantae; Streptophyta; Magnoliopsida; Malpighiales; Euphorbiaceae.
UACAAGCUGGGACAGCCACUGUGUCUGGGCGAGUCAACAGGCAGGGGAAGGGGAUGAAAGUAUGCUUAUAAGUAAACUCGCAAGCAAUUUCUCCUCAAGCUGCCAAGCCCUCCCCAACCAUGGAAUCCUCCAAACAUCUGUCUUUCUGCACAUUCAUCAUCAGCCUAAUCUUCUUUAACUUCUUCCCUUUCGAAGUCCAAUCUUCAAAUGACGCAAUCGAUUUUAACUUCAACAAAUUCAGCCCAAAUAUGGCUGAGAUUAAGUUUGAGGGAGACGCAUAUGCCGAAGAAGCAGGCAUUCAACUCACCAAAAGCUUUGAUAAGCUGGGCUCCGACAGUGAUAACGUCGGUCGAGCCACAUAUUACAAACCAAUUCACCUUUGGGACAAGUCUGGGAAUAUUGCUGACUUCAAUACUUAUUUUUCCUUCAUUAUCAAUGCCCACGGUAAUGAGAGCAGAGGCAAUGGAUUUGCAUUCUUCCUCACCAACAAUGGUUCUAAACUUCAGCGUUCGUCAGGAGGAGGACGUCUUGGCCUUUUGAGCUCUACCAAUGUGCAGGCUCCAUUUGUUGCCGUGGAAUUUGACACUGCCUGGAGUCCUAAUUGGGAUCCUGCAGAUGGAAAUGAUCACAUAGGUAUUGAUAUCAACUCAUUGCAGUCUGUUUAUCUCAGAAACUGGACACGGAAUGAUGUUAAGUAUGCAGGAAUAAUUCAAGCUUGGAUUGAAUAUAAUUCUAGCUCAAAAAAUUUAAGUGUUCAUGUAACUAAUGGUUAUCAAGAAAGUUACUCGAGAAAUGAUUCGUAUGACCUUUAUUACAUUGUAGAUUUUAGAAAAAUUUUAUCAGAAUGGGUUACGGUAGGCUUCUCAGCAGCCACCACCAUAGAUUUGUUUGAGGAGCAUGAGAUACUCACUUGGGAGUUUAACUCAACCUUACAAUCUGAUGAAAAUUUAGCCAACCAAACUGGUACACAAGGGGUCAGGCCCACCGCAGCCAUCUCAAGAAAAAGAGAGAACAAAGUAUGGAUAUGGGCUGUCUUGGGUAUUAGUGGAACUCUGAUUUCGGUUUUGUCAGUUUUGGGUUUGGUUUGGUAUGUCUGUUGCAAGAAGAGGAGAAGACAGACAGAAAAUGGGCCUGGCAGCUCAAAUGACGAUUUUGAGAAGGAGAACGGACCGAGAAGCUUUUCCUACGAGGAAUUGGUUCUUGCAACCAAUAACUUUGCGAGUGAAAGGCUGCUUGGAAAGGGAGGAUUUGGAAGGGUAUAUAUUGGUAUGUUGAGCGACAAUUCUUGUGUUGCCGUGAAGAGGAUUAUUACUUCAGAGUCUCAUCAGGGUUUAAAAGCAUAUGUCUCAGAAGUGAAAGCCAUCAGCCGAUUGAGGCACAGGAACUUGGUCCUACUCAUUGGCUGGUGCCGCAACAAGCAAGAACUUUUCAUUAUCUACGAGUUCGUUCCAAAUAAGAGCUUGGAUUUCCAUCUUUUUAACAAAACAUGCCUGUUGACAUGGGAGAAGAGAUAUGGUAUAGCUUUGGGCUUGGCCACGGCACUGCUUUACCUGCAAGAAGAAUGUGAACAAUGUGUACUCCAUCGAGAUAUCAAGUCUAGCAAUAUCUUGCUGGAUUCUAACUUCAAUGCUAAGCUUGGUGAUUUUGGGCUGGCUACGUUCGUCGAGCAUGGCCAAGGCUCAGAAACUUCAACGUUGAUCGGGACAGAGGGAUAUAUUGCUCCGGAGUAUCUGCUAACCAGCAAGGCUUCUAAAGAAUCAGAUGUCUAUAGCUUUGGUGUAGUUGUUCUGGAAAUAGCAAGUGGAAGGCCUGCUUUAAAAGCUCCAGUUAAUGAAAAUGGUGUAAAAAGUCGGGUGAAACUGGUGGAGUGGGCUUGGGAGCAGUAUCGAAGAGGAAAUACUUUUGGUGCAGCCGAUCCACAACUAGACCAAAAUUAUGCUCGGGAGGAGAUGGAACGAUUGAUUGUUGUUGGGCUUUCUUGUGCUCAUCCAAAUCACUCUCGUCGUCCAUCAAUUAGGGAAGCUCUUGAUAUACUCAAUGCCAAAGCUCCAUUGCCCAAAUUGCAAUUAGAGAUGCUUACGCCGGAAAAUAUUGCCUCUUAUGAUGAUGCCAACGUUAAUACUUUUUCCGGAUCUUCAUCCCUUGGUGCUGGUGUCUCUGAGGCCCUCAAUUCGGGCUCAAGUGUCAACCCUCAGUCCUUAACCACUGCAAGUGCAACUUCUAAUUCUACCUAGUUUCCUAGAUGUGCAAUAAUCUGGCUUUCUAUUGUAUGUUUAUGGUGCUCUUUUUUUUUUUUUUUUUAAUUUAUAGGAAAUUAGGAGACUGUGAUUUAAAUUUGAGUUUGUUAAGUGAGUGACAUUGGACCAAGCCAGACUAGGCAUGGUGCUGUAUUUUUCUUCCAUCAUGCAUGUUUUGUCUAUUGUAUAAUUAUGCGAUUUCUUUUCUGCUUGUAGCA